AACUGAGCCACGCUGACGCUGAUGCCGGCUGUGGCAUCUCUCCUCUUCCAAUGCGCAAACCGCUGAUGCGAAUCCCCUACACUGACAUCCUCCCGUCGCCCAGAAUCAUCCCGGCCUCGGCCCAUUCCCUCCAAGGCGCCCUCGCCGCCCUGCACAACUUCUUCGCCGCCCCGCCGCCCAACUCGCUGCCCUCCUCGACCGUCGUCCUCACAGGCGCCGGGCUGUCCGUGGCUUCUGGCCUGGCCGACUACCGCGGGCCCAAUGGCACGUACCGCGUCAACAAGACGUACCGCCCCAUCUACUACAACGAGUUUGUACAGAAUCACGAGGCCCGCAAGAGGUACUGGGCCAGGAGCUUUCUCGGCUGGACAAGCCUCCUCAAGGCAAAGCCGAAUGCUGGCCAUUAUGCUAUUAGAGACUUGGGAGACUUGGGCUUGAUCAGCGCCGUCAUCACGCAGAAUGUCGAUUCCUUCCACCCGAGAGCCCAUCCCCAUAUCCCUUCCCUCGAACUCCAUGGCUAUCUGAGAUCAACCUCCUGCACUACCUGCCGCACCGAGUAUCCCCGCGACGAGUUUCAGCAUCAAUUGGCGCGGCUGAACCCUCGCUGGGCGGAGCUUCUCCAGGAGGCGCUGGCAUCGGGAGCUCUCGAUACUGAAGAUCCGGACGAGAAGAAGUUCAGAGGCUUAAAGGUCAACCCGGAUGGUGAUGUUGACUUUCCUGAUGCACCGUAUACCACUUUUAGAUACCCUCCCUGCCCUCGAUGUCUGGCCGAUCCGCCGAUCAAGGCAGAGGGCUUCAGACACACAGUAAGGGUCGACAGCGACGGGGCAUGGAUUUUGCCGAGCUCCGCGGGGGUGUUGAAGCCGAAUGUUGUCAUGUUUGGGGAAAACAUUCCCAACCAGGUUCGAACUGCGGCCGAGAAUGCCAUCGACAGCGCCGGGAGACUUCUCGUCCUGGGCACUUCGCUUGCCACCUAUUCGGCGUGGAGGUUGGCCAAGAGAGCCAAGGAUAGGGGCAUGCCCAUUGCCAUCGUCAAUAUGGGUGGCGUCAGAGGAGAAGACCAGUUCUUCGCCGACGUUGAUCCUAACCAAGCCGGCGAAUUGGCUGUCCGCGUUGAGGUGUCGACUGACGAUGUCCUCCCAGCUCUUGUAUCUCAGCUUCGCCAGAGGCUAG
Messenger RNA from Trichoderma citrinoviride, 1173 nucleotides. RefSeq names its product DHS-like NAD/FAD-binding domain-containing protein. Gene Ontology annotation, molecular function: NAD+ binding. The annotation marks the transcript as partial. The record is from RefSeq and is a predicted model, not a curated record. The transcript has a single exon. Lineage: Eukaryota; Fungi; Ascomycota; Sordariomycetes; Hypocreales; Hypocreaceae.